GAGCAAAUUCAAAUUAUUUUACGACCUUCAGUAAUAACGAAAUGUUUUCUCGUUUCAAUUUCUAAUGCAAAACAGAACUCAAACGCAUGUUUACAAGGAUCACCUGGCUUCCCUGGACAUAAUGGGUUUCCAGGCCGCAACGGUCGAGAUGGUACUAAAGGUGAAAAAGGCGAUGCAGGUACCACUGGACCACGUGGUGAGAAGGGGGAAAGUGACAGGAACUGGAAACAAUGCGCUUGGCGGAAGAGCGAUAGUCGUGAUAUUGGGCUGAUACAGGUUUGUCGUUUUGCCUUUACCAAAGAGACACUUCUUUCACUUAAGAAGGAUAGUAUUUUUGAACGAUUCUCGCCAUAAGCGGUUAAAGAAAACAAGGCGAAAAGUUUUUCUUUUCUGUACUGUUUCAUGGCCAGCCUACUCCUUUAAAAAAUGUUAUGAAUUACUGACAGCGGUUUCAUUUUGAGGUGUGAUAUGAAUUAAAGUUUGUUGAAAAUUACUGUUUUGUUGUUGUUUCAGGAUUGUCAGUUCACUAAACUCAAGGAUAACACUGCUCUCCGCGUUGUUUACCAGGGAAAGGUUGGGGUUUUGUAA
This is a messenger RNA of Porites evermanni, 588 nucleotides long. The record is from the annotation of a GenBank genome assembly. NCBI's taxonomy places the organism in Eukaryota, Metazoa, Cnidaria, Anthozoa, Scleractinia, Poritidae.